CAGGACGUCGGUCUACAGAGUGGAGAAGUGCUGUUGUGUGAAAAUUCAAAGUGGUGGCACUCAAGCAGUCAAACAUAAAGUUCAUCGCCGCCGGUCAUGAAACGACGUCCUACAAGGCAGGCCGGCUUCUUCUGCAUAUUGCAAUAACCUCACCGAGCUUAUGUGUCGAUAACUCAGUGGAGGGCGAGAGAGAAGAAAUCGUGAACCUGGUCGUGAGCUGUUGACUGCUGAUUCCGAGGAGUGGGCCGAAGGAAAAUAUAAUGUUGUUGUUGUAAUGGAUCUGAAGGCUGGCAAACAUCUCGUGGCACCAGCGAUAAACAAUAUCAGUUGCUCGGAGGACCGUUUCGCCAAAGUCAGCUUCCUCGGCCAGCUGCACCCGUUUGAUGUGCUGCAGGCCCUGUUCAUCGUGUUCCUGACCUUUCUGGUGAUUAGCGCGAACCUGAUGGUGAUCCUGAUCAUCAACAGCCGGCGGUACGCGGCCUACAUCCAUCCCCAGCCCCGGUACCUGCUGACCUCGCUGGCCCUCAACGAUCUCGCCAUCGGUGUGCUGAUCAUCCCCUUUGGGGCGCUACCUGCCUUACUACACUGCUGGCCUUACGGUGAAAUUUUUUGCCAAAUUCAGGCUUUACUACGUGGAGCUUUAUCACAACAAAGUGCUGUUAUUCUAGUUUGUAUGGCGGUCGAUCGGUAUCUGUGCGUGCUGCACCCGCGAAUCUACCACGAGCGGUCCAGUAAAAAAGGUUGUGUGGCAAUUUUGAGCGUCACGUGGAUUUUAUGUUUGACCUGUUUCGGGUUGCUGGUGCUGCCAAAAGGAUACUACUUCAACAAAUCCGGUCUGCUGGCGUGCGAGCCGUUCUACAGCAAAUCGUCCUACCGGAUACUGUCCAGUUGCGCGCUGUACUUCCCGACGACCAUGGUCCUGAUGUAUUGCUAUGGGUCAAGUUUUCACGCCAAUCGAUACAGACUGGCGACGCCAGCCGGGGCCGGUGCCACGGCCAGUUCGAUGGCAAUCGCAGCGGUAGGGGCCUCAACGGCGACGGCGACGACCACCACCGAAAUCGGCGGCAAUUUGUCCUGCGCGGGGACACCGACGGGCAUCUCCGUCGCGACGCCCUCCUCGAUGUCCUUCUCGGAAAAGCUGGCAGAACACGAUCAGAGACUGAACGGAUCAACUUCACGCACAAUGGCGGCGAUAUCAUUAGGUUUUAUAGUAAUAAUUACCCCCUGGACGAUACAGGAGAUUGUGGCGACGUGCACAGGAUCAAAGAUUCCACCUUCGAUUGACUUCUGUGUGACGUGGAUAGCGUUAAGUAGUAGUUUUUGGAAUCCUUUUCUGUACUGGCUGCUGAACGCGCGAUUCCGGAGGAUCUGCAAGGAGAUGCUGUCUUCCAGGUGCACCAGCAGCCAAACUUCACUGGAGGAAAAGUGUAGCAUAAGUCUAGAGUACGAUCACCACUUGACCACGCUGCCGCUUCCGCCGGGUCCGCCACCGGUGACGAUCUGCCGCUCGGCGAAUCACACGCCCCGGCCGGAUAUCGAGUGCACCUCGGAGCGGUACUGGGGCGACAUCCUCGAGCGGACGUUCAGCUCGUGCAGCAUCAACGCCCUGCCCCGGAGUAACUCUUCGUCGGCGGCGUAUCACCAGCAGCAGCAGCACCAAACGACGACCUUGCACCGGCACCACCAUCGGCAGAACGGAGGUGGCCAUCAUCGUAGCAACAACAGCAUCCACAAGCUGUCCCCCGGCGGGGAGCACCUGUGCAAGGAACACCGGCGUCCGGGAACCGGUUCCAAGGAGAGCGAGUUCACCGUCAUCUUCCCCACGACCAACUCGGACCCGCAGAUGAGCUGCGAACGUGAACUGCACGACAUCAACUGUGCCAAAAAUCGAGCAUUCUUUGUCGGUUUCAACCACCACCAGGCCCUGCCCGAUAUCUAGUAUUGUGGCACGAUCGAACGGUGGAGGCUAAGGGUUAGAAAGUUUUUUUUUAUAAAAAAGAAAUAAUGUGUUGAGCGUACUUUUCUUUCCAAGAAACGAUACAUACAUGUAGGACACCGCCAGACUGUGUCCUUUAGGGUAGAUAACGCAAAACAAGAGAUAAACCUAUGUGGCUGUAGAUAAUUGUUCUAGUUGUAUGUGUGUGUAUGUGGCGAACGAACACUACAACUGUACAGUGUUAGGUUGUACCUCAUUCUCUUUUUGCCAGAAUCAUCUCCAACAUUAUUGUGUUCGAUCCAAUUUCCCAGAGGCUGGUCCUUGCCUUCUGUUUUAAUCCUGGCACACACUCACACCGAUAUUGUUCAAUUCCAUUUUAAUAGUCGGCUCCGUAGUGCAUCCAUUCAUUCAUGCCCCCAUUCACACGUGUACACGUUAAAUCCAUUUAACUUUUAACCACACACCAAAACACACACAGACACACAUUGUGAUAGUUACUCGUGAAAAACACACAACAAAUUUAUUCCACAAAACCAAAAUCGUAUCGCAGCUGUUCGAAGUCGUAGUUAAUGAAACUGUGGUCAAAAUAAACUAAUUAAGAAGAUUUUUACACAAAAAAAUAAUGACUUGUU
This is a messenger RNA of Culex pipiens pallens (northern house mosquito), 2568 nucleotides long. RefSeq names its product trace amine-associated receptor 1. Lineage: Eukaryota; Metazoa; Arthropoda; Insecta; Diptera; Culicidae. Gene Ontology annotation, molecular function: corazonin receptor activity. Gene Ontology annotation, biological process: neuropeptide signaling pathway. Gene Ontology annotation, cellular component: membrane. Bases 275 to 1939 code for a protein of 554 amino acids. The transcript has 8 exons. The record is from RefSeq and is a predicted model, not a curated record.